Molecule: messenger RNA, 2348 nt
Organism: Pogona vitticeps (central bearded dragon)
Lineage: Eukaryota; Metazoa; Chordata; Lepidosauria; Squamata; Agamidae
Gene: P2RY12
Product: purinergic receptor P2Y12
Biological process (GO): blood coagulation; G protein-coupled receptor signaling pathway
Cellular component (GO): membrane
Molecular function (GO): G protein-coupled purinergic nucleotide receptor activity
Source: RefSeq, a predicted model, not a curated record
UUUGUAUUCAUCAGCUGUAUGGGAUCAUACAGGAAAAAGCUAGCAGUUAACAGCCUGAACUACAACAAAGGAGAGGUAAAAGGAGAGAAACUGAAGCCUAAUCCAGGACUUGAUACUGAUUGUAUUCCAACUGCUUUAAAUCAACAGGCAUCCUAAGAUCCUUCCUCUUGUCUGUCUUCUUGACUCAUUCGUUUGUGCUAUUGCUGUACAGGACAAAGAAUUCUGCUAAAUGGAUAUUACCUUAUAACAGGCAAUCACAUCUGGACUAACAGAAAGGAAAGGUGAUCAGAUGACAACAUACAUUCAGUCCCAACCAGUUCAACCUUCCAAACACAGGAAAAUCCAAGAACUGUUUUCUACUGCUGAUGAAGGUAUAAAAUAAAGCCCCAAUGAAUCCUGAACACAGCCCUCCCGGAAACAGCAGCAACUGCAGCACUGACAACAAGAUGAGCCAAGUUCUCUUUCCCUUGCUGUACACUUCUAUUUUCAUUGUGGGCAUAAUUAUGAAUGGACUGGCCAUGGGAGUCUUUUUCCAAAUCUCCAGCAAAUCCAAUUUUAUUGUCUUUCUCAAGAACACAGUGAUUUCUGACAUACUGAUGAUACUAACUUUCCCAUUCAAAAUUCUCAGUGAUGCAAAAUUAGUGUCCUGGGAACUAAGAGGGUUUGUCUGCAAAGUAUCUCAAGUCAUAUUUUACUUCACAAUGUAUAUAAGCAUUAUUUUCUUGGGUCUUAUUACUAUUGAUCGUUAUUUGAAAACUGCCAGACCCUUCAAGUCUGUUACCUCUGAUAACAUAUUGGGAGCUAAGAUUCUAUCCGCAGUUAUCUGGAUAUUCAUGUUCUCUCUGUCCCUUCCUAACAUGAUUCUGACAGAUAAGAAACCAACACGUGAGAAUGUGAAGAAAUGUGCUGACCUGAAAUCUGAUUUUGGCUUACUAUGGCAUGAAAUUGUAAACUAUGUUUGCCAGUUUAUCUUCUGGGCCAACUUUGCCAUCAUAGUUGUAUGCUACACACUCAUUACACAAGAGUUGUACAAAUCCUAUAAAAGAACAAGAAGUACAGGAAACACAAACAAAAAAACUAUGAACAUCAAAGUUUUCAUCAUUAUCGGUGUGUUCUUUAUUUGCUUUGUGCCCUUCCAUUUCGCCAGAAUUCCUUACACCUUGAGCCAAACAAGAGAUGUUUUUGAGUGUUCAACUCAGAACACUUUGUUUUAUAUAAAAGAGAGCACCUUAUGGCUGACAUCCCUGAAUGCCUGCUUAGAUCCAUUCAUAUAUUUUGCCCUCUGUAAAUCUUUUAGAAAAUCUCUUCUAAGGGUACUGCAUAUAUGUGCUACUAAAAGAAGAAGAGACCAAAACAUGGAAACAACAGAUGAGGAAACACCAAUGUAGCCCAACCAGAUAACUUUAUAACAUACUAGUGUUUGGCAAUCUCUUCACCACACGCCUUUUUUUCCUGCAACAGUGAAGCUGAUUAUAGCUUCCACGGAAAUUCAGAAUCACAUUUAGUCCAUGAAACUAACAUCUAGCAGCUUAAUGAUAAUGCACAUCACACUACGUAUUACUUAUGCAUUUUCUUUUAACUUUAUGGCUACACAAACAUUGGACCACACUAAGAGAAACCAAACAGGGUGGUGCUAAAGGCACCAAAAACAAAGAAAGCAUCUAAAAUGUAUUGAUAUAUCCAUUCCAAGCUAGCUACAUUAAAAGGGAAAUAAAAGUGAUAAGAAAUGUGUUUUCACUAUGUAUUAUACACUAAUCUGACUUAUAUUCAGAAGAACAGAAUUGUGUUGCAUAACCUUCCAACCAAAAGCCUAAUGGUAUCAACAGCAAAUAACAUCACACAGGCUGUCUGCCAUGGAAUCCACAGUCAGCUGUGAAGAAAUAAAAAACAACAAAGCAAAGCAACAUUGUUGAGUGCACCCAUGGUUGCUGAUAUGAAAGUUUCAAUUAAAAAAUUGUUUUCUCAAAAACUCUUUUGACUCAAAGUGCUCUGAGGACUUUUUAGAAACAGUACUAUUCUAUAGCAUGAGGUUGAAGACGUUUACAUUUGUAUCACUUGUGUAUUCAUGGUUUGUUUUUGUUUUUUGGGGGUUUUAGUCAAAAUUCUGUUGCUCCAUUUAUGCUGGCAUAUGAUUGAUCAUGUUACUGGCAGUGGAAGAUUACCAGUAAUUGUAGAGUUCUUCCUUUGAUCCCAAGGCUCACACAACUUGUGAACAAUGAGACUGAUUGCAUUCAUCCACACUGACUGAGUCAUACUAGCCCUGAGAUCAAAGUAGACUCAUAGAAUAACUGAGUUGGAAGGGACCUAUAAGGCCAUCGAGUCCAACCUCCUGCAGGAAUCCAAAUCAA